AUGAGUGUAGUGGAAAUAAGGGUUUGUGGAAGAUACAAACUUACAAAAAGAAUCAAUAUAAGCAUGUUUAGUUCUAUUUAUUUAGCGAAAAACGUCUAAACAAAUAACGAUGUAGUAGUAAAAAUGGAAGAAAUAAAAUCUAAAUAUCCAUAACUAUUAUAUGAGGGAAAAAUAAUAUAAAAUUUAUAAGGAGGAAUUGGAAUUCCAAAUAUGCAUUGGUGUGGCUAAGAAGGAGAUUUCAAUUUUUUAGUAAUGGAAUAAUUAGGAUAAAAUUUAGAACAAUUAUUUAAUUUAUGUAAUCGAAAAUUUUCUCUAAAAACAGUUUUAAUGCUCGCAGUUUAAUUAAUUUCUAAUAUAGAAUAUGUUCAUUAUAAAGCAUAUAUACAUAGAGAUAUUAAACCUGAAAACUUCAUUUUUGGAGUUUCUAAAAAAUUAUCGACCUUAUAUACUAUAGAUUUUAGUCUUUCUAAAAGAUAUAAAGACUAAAGGACUCAUGAACAUAUAUAAUUUAGAGAGAGAAAACCUUUAAUAGGAACUGCUAGAUAUGUUAGUAUUAAUGCCCAUAGAGGAUAUGAAUUAUCAAGAAGAGAUGAUAUAGAGAGUAUUGGUUAUAUUUUAAUCUAUUUUUUAAAAGGAAGUCUACCUUGGUAAGGUAUUUCUUUAUAGAAUAGAGAAGAAAAAUACAAUUAAAUAAAAGAGUUAAAAAUGAAUAUAUCAGCUGAAAAUUUAUGUAAAGGAAUUCCUAUUGAAUUUAGUACUUUUAUAAAGCAUUGUAGAAAUUUAAAGUUUGAAGAAAAACCAGAUUAUUCUUUUUUAAAAAAAAUAUUUUAUGAAAGAAUGAAUAAGGAAGGUAUUUAAUUUGAUUAUGUGUACGAUUGGAUAUUAAUUCCUCUUUAAAACAAAAAUAUAAUAAUUCCUAAAACACCUAUAAAUUUCGAAAUUUAAUAGAAUGAAGAAUAUUUUGCUUAAGAUACAGAAGAAAAUUCGAAUUCUUCAAAAGAUUAUGGAGAGGAUAAAAAUGACGAAUAAGAUGAUAAUUUUUAUAAUUAGUAAUUACUUUUUAAAUAAUAAUUAAUAAUGCAAUAGUAAUAAAAAUAAUAAUAAUAAUAAUAAUAAUUAUAAUAAUAAUAAUAUUAAUAAUAAUUAUAAUAAUAAUAAAAAUAAGAUGAUAAUUCGUAAUAAAUUCAAAAUGAUAAAAUUAAUUAAAAUUAAAAUAUAAUGAAUAUUAAAUAAAAUAAAAAAGAAUAAAUAAUAAAUUAUAUAUAAAAUUAAUAAAUAUAAAAACAAAAUAAAUAAUGUGAUGUUUUUUGA
This is a messenger RNA of Ichthyophthirius multifiliis, 1311 nucleotides long. RefSeq names its product protein kinase domain protein. Gene Ontology annotation, cellular component: nucleus; cytoplasm. The record is from RefSeq and is a predicted model, not a curated record. Gene Ontology annotation, molecular function: protein serine/threonine kinase activity; ATP binding. Gene Ontology annotation, biological process: peptidyl-serine phosphorylation; signal transduction; endocytosis. Lineage: Eukaryota; Ciliophora; Oligohymenophorea; Hymenostomatida. The transcript has 3 exons.